CCUGUACAUACAUGUCCCAGAGCCAUAAACCUCUUUCAUUUUAACUUAAUGCUGAAAGAGCUUAAACAAAGUCUACAGGGAACAGCAGAGAGACACAAUGACAUAAACAUUAAUGAUCACAGACAGUCUCUUUACAGCCUGUGCCUUUAUCUCCUGUGAGGUGAGAAAUCAGAGAGCAAGACAGCACAGGUGAGACAGCACAGGUGAGACGGCACAGGUGAGACAACACUUCCUCUACAGACUGUUGCCAUGUGUGACAUCACUGCAGAUCAAACAAACAGCGAGGAAAGAGGAAGGUCUGGAGGCAGGACAAACUCUACCUCACCUGUAACUCAUUCAUUAUGACUUCACCUGAAUGACACAACAAUCUCCCGACAAUCUGUCUCUCUGGACUUUAACAUCGGGAUCAAAACAGGAAUAAGCACCUGGUGCCAUGAACACAAGAAGAUUUCUUCCAGUAAAGAGAUUUUGAGUUACGGAUGAUUUAAUGAGGUUUGUUGCGGUAGUGAUUAAAGACUCAGAUUCAGAUUAUAGUCUUUACAAGUCUGGUCCUGUUGGCAGAAAGGCAUCAGGCGAUCGCAGGUUUCAGUGUCUUGACAUUAAGAUGUGGGUGUGAGAACUUCACAUUAUACCUGCACACCUUACCAGAAUCAACAUUUCUAUCUUCAAUGUUCUCAAACUACUAAAGAAAGAUCUGAAUGAUUAAGAUGCCACUGAGGACAUCACUACACCGCAAACCAGAGUCUGGUAAAUGGACAAGGAGAUGGUCAAAGCGAAAAGAGGUCCUAUCAGUAAACAUGAUCAGUCUUCCUCUGGGAGACUUCAGACACCUCUCGCACAUCAGUUCUGACAGCGGGGUGGACAGAAGCUUUGGAGAUCUCUCUUUCUUACAGGCGGGUCACAGUCUGCUCCUCAAGAGCUCUCAAAGCGAGCAGAACCUCUUCCUGGCCUGCGCUCCGCCACCGAAGCCUCCCCGUCUGAACCCGGAGGAGGAACGCCGCAGUCCCGUAUGGGAGGACGCACCUGUCGUUCAAAAGCAGAAAUGCAGCUCGAUGCCACUUCUGGACAGCGAGGAGGUGGAGGAGCAACAUUUACACCGAGAGCCAGCAAACAGUCCCGGUCGUGGAAGUCUCAGUUCUGGAAGAGAUUCCAUGCAAACAAACUCGGAGGAAUCACAGCCGGAUGAGACGGAUACGGGGUUCACUUUCAAUCUGGAUCUGGGACCCUCGAUUCUGGACGCUGUCCUGGAAGUGAUGGACGAUCUCCACCAAGCGUGAUGGAGUAUGAACUGUGAACACUGUAGGACACAUCUGAUCCCGGGACAAUAAUAACAAUGACACUGAACAUUUGCUUCAUAUUGCACAACUAAGAAUUUCUUCCAGGAAAUGUAUGACUAGAAAAGUGUUUUUCAGACUGAAAUGGGCUUUUUCUCCAAACCCCACACCCUUUUUUUUAAUAUGCCCUUGAAAUCUGGUUUGUGCUGUUAUAUAAAGUUGUGUAAGAGUUUGCUGACCGUCUCUACUGAAGUCAUUUUUCAUUGCAGAUAGAGAUAUAUUCCUGAUACAGCAUUAGUUAAUGUGUGAUGAAAUCUAGCUAAUAAUUAACCAGAUUUUAUUUCACCAAUUCAAAUGUAAACUAGGUGUCUGUAUUUGCUUCCCAAGCACCGCACCUUUACAUAACCACACGAUACUGUACUGUAUGUCAAAAACACUGUAAAGAUUUUAAAAAUUGUGAAAUUCAACCUGGAUGGUAAUAAGAAUCUAAUGUCUAUAUACUGUACUGUACUGUAUAUCAUGCUUAUCAGCUUGCCAAUGAUUUUAUUGCUUCAAUAAUUCAACAGAAGUCUAAAGGCCAAAUAAAACACGCUUCAUUUUAUAGCCAGCAAUCACUGCAUGUAAGGGUGAGCAAGGCACAAACUAACGCAGGGUUAAUUUUAACAUGGCUACUUUAUAUAUUUCUACAGGAUUGAGCAAUCUUUGGUCUUUUUGAGGAUCUCCUGUGAAUUUGUGAAAAGUUUUGAUGUGUUUAGGUUAAGAUAUUGAACAAAGAGUGUUUUGGAGGCAUACAAGUCAAUUUCUUCAUCUUAUGGUUUUAAUUUCUGAGUUGGGUGUGCAAGUCACCAAAUCCAACCUUAUAUUAUUUUAAUCACUGUCUUGUUAUCUAAAACAUAACACCAAUUUAAAACAUGUCAACAACUCCUGAAUGGAUGAAUGUGUGGAUAUCUAUCUAUUAUAGGCCGAUGUAGAAACAAUAUCCAUCUUUAGUAUAUAGACAGAAUCUGAUUGAAUUAUUUGUGUUUAAACUAAAUUUUCUAGCAGGUGUAACAACAAACCCUCCGUUUCUUACAAUGAACCUCACCUAUGGAGUAACGUUUGCCCUCCUGACACUUUCGGUGUAAUUGUACGAUAACGGUAGAUCACACAAACAAACUUUAAGUGUUCAUUUGUAGCAGAGAUGUGUGUGUUGAAUGUGUAAAAAAUGAUUCAUCCAAAUUAAAUAUUUUUUGAAUAAUAGAGACAGUCAAAAUCAAAAAGCGUUACUCCCCCACAUGUUAAUAUUUCUCAGCACUCCUCAGUUUCCUACAUAUGCAAGAUGUUAAGAAGAGAUUAUCUGACACGUCUACCACCAGGCUGAAAUGAAUGUUUUGUCUGUGUCACCACCACAAUAAUAAAAGAUUUUAUCCAUA
This is a messenger RNA of Misgurnus anguillicaudatus (oriental weatherfish), 2686 nucleotides long. Its product is annotated as cdc42 effector protein 3. The record is from RefSeq and is a predicted model, not a curated record. Lineage: Eukaryota; Metazoa; Chordata; Actinopteri; Cypriniformes; Cobitidae. Gene Ontology annotation, biological process: positive regulation of actin filament polymerization; regulation of cell shape; Rho protein signal transduction. Gene Ontology annotation, molecular function: small GTPase binding. Gene Ontology annotation, cellular component: cytoskeleton; plasma membrane; cytoplasm.